AUGAAGCCUAGACUGCCUAACGAGGUAGACCGCGAGGAUACGCCUGAUCCGCCGGUGGUAGAUUACCUUAACCGACUCCGAGAUGACCUGUUGGAACGACUCUGUUGGGACGUUUUCGGUUCGCUGAACGACAUCCUAAUCAAAGAUCCCGAAAAUUCUCUCACGUCCUUCAUUGGCGCCAGCAUCGCCUCAGAGUCGUUAGCAAGCCCCCCGCUCUCCAACAUCUUGGUCUACAUCGAUGUCUGCGAGGAGAAGCACAACAUCGACGAGCAUGAGGAGGAAGACCGAUACGCUGCCUUAGAGCCGCUGAUCAUUGACAAGGAGGAUGGCUCUCCUAUAUUCUUACAUGAUUUUGUCUCGCAAGUCCACUCAUACCUCAAUGCCAAUAAGGAAGAGAUUAUGCAAUGCGAAGACGAACUUUACAUGAACCCGGUGGACUUGGGCGACGGUGUCAAAGCGGCGGAAGUCAUCCCUGACGAUGAUGACAGGGACUGGGCAGAUGGAUCUAGAGAGGACCCAGAGUUGAGUCAUUUCCUUCGAAGCGGCAAUAUCCUAGAAGGAAGUCGAGUCUUUUUUCGAUAGGGCUAUGUUCAACCAAAUCUAUCAGGACGAAUAUAGUAUUCACGUGGUUCUUUU
Bipolaris maydis ATCC 48331 is the source of this 636-nucleotide messenger RNA. RefSeq lists its product as uncharacterized. The record is from RefSeq and is a predicted model, not a curated record. Lineage: Eukaryota; Fungi; Ascomycota; Dothideomycetes; Pleosporales; Pleosporaceae.